Zea mays is the source of this 2135-nucleotide messenger RNA. RefSeq lists its product as uncharacterized. The transcript has 12 exons. Gene Ontology annotation, molecular function: hydrolase activity. Bases 561 to 1754 code for a protein of 397 amino acids. The record is from RefSeq and is a predicted model, not a curated record. NCBI's taxonomy places the organism in Eukaryota, Viridiplantae, Streptophyta, Magnoliopsida, Poales, Poaceae.
UCCAGAUGCCAACCAAGCAUUACUAUGGUAGAAUCUCAUCUGACGGGUACGAGGAGAUGCUAGGCUCACGGCUAGCCACAGUUGUGCAUUGCUCGAGUGCAUGACCACUGAAUUGCUCGAGUGCAUAUAUGAUCGGAUCCUCCAGUGAUCUGAUUGAUGCUCAAAGAAUCCAUGCACUAUGCAGGUAGGUGGAUCGAUAGCUGGGAGGCAUUAAAGCGGACGAUGACGCCUUGGCCUCGCUGCAAUCUUGCAGAUUGCUGCUGCAGCGCUUCUUUAAGAGCCAACCAUCCACAUAUACCUUGCUUGACGCCAAGCCACCGGCAUUGUCGGCACCGUGCCCUCCGCUCCGCUCCCCUUCCUCUUGGUUUUCGGUUCCUUCCUCCCUCAACCAGUCAUCUGCUGCUAUUUAUGCCACAGCCACUCCCAGCAGCGGUGGGAACAAAGAGUGCCAGCGUCUCACCCCUGAGGCCGCGCAGAGCCACUGCUUGCGUCUCUGUCUCUCUGUCUGCUCGUUUUUCUCCUUCUGCGACUCGUAGGAGGGUGAGGUCUUGCCUCGCGGAAUGGCGGCGUCCGGGGCAUGGCUGGCCCGUGCGACGGCGACGGCGGUGCUGGGUUUCGUCCUGGCGGUGGCGUCAGCUGAGGCGGCAUCGGGGGACGUGGAGAUGGUGUUCCUCAAGGCCGCGGUGGCCAAAGGCGCAGUGUGCUUGGACGGCAGCCCACCGGUGUACCAUUUCUCUCCCGGCUCCGGUUCUGGCGCCAAUAACUGGGUCGUCCACAUGGAGGGAGGAGGGUGGUGCAGGAAUCCUGAUGAGUGUGCUGUCCGCAAGGGCAACUUCAGGGGCUCCUCCAAAUUUAUGAAGCCACUCUCGUUUUCAGGGAUAUUAGGCGGCAACCAAAAAUCCAAUCCUGAUUUCUACAACUGGAAUAGAGUAAAGAUCAGAUACUGUGAUGGUUCAUCAUUUACUGGUGACGUUGAGGCUGUGGACACUGCGAAAGAUCUCCGUUACAGAGGGUUCAGAGUCUGGCGUGCCGUCAUCGAUGAUCUACUUACUGUGAGGGGAAUGAGCAAGGCGCAAAAUGCUCUUCUUUCUGGAUGCUCAGCCGGAGGUCUAGCAGCAAUACUACACUGUGACAGAUUCCAUGAUCUGUUUCCAGCGAAAACAAAGGUCAAGUGUUUUUCUGAUGCUGGAUAUUUUUUCGAUGGGAAGGAUAUCUCCGGGAACUUUUACGCUAGGUCAAUCUAUAAGAGCGUUGUGAAUCUACAUGGAUCAGCCAAAAAUUUACCAGCUUCAUGUACCUCAAAGCCAAAGCAAUCACCUGAGCUGUGUAUGUUCCCACAGUAUGUUGUCCCGACAAUGCGCACACCAUUGUUCAUACUUAAUGCAGCCUACGAUUCGUGGCAGGUCAAGAACGUCCUAGCACCUAGUCCAGCUGAUCCGAAGAAGACUUGGGCCCAAUGCAAGCUUGACAUCAAGAGCUGCUCCGCCAGCCAACUCACAACCUUGCAAAAUUUCAGGACAGAUUUUCUGGCAGCACUCCCUAAAACGCAGUCUGUAGGCAUGUUCAUCGACUCAUGCAAUGCUCACUGCCAAUCAGGAUCUCAAGACACGUGGCUAGCCGAUGGUUCUCCCACGGUUAACAAGACGCAAAUUGGCAAGGCGGUGGGGGACUGGUACUACGAUAGGGAGGUCCCUCGGCAGAUUGAUUGCCCGUAUCCCUGCAACCCAACUUGCAAGAACCGUGAUGAUGAUUGAGCAAUUGUAUAAGUAGUUCAUGUUAUCGAAAUGAAAACAAUAAAGGAUCACAACGCGCGCCCGUAGUUGUAGAUGAUGAAUUAUAAACACAUAUGACUGAGCUCAAAGUUGUUUAAUCAUCAUCUGUUGCGAAAUGAGGAAGACAAUUGGUGUCUUGAAGCUGUGUUUUCGACUGUGUCUAAAGCGUAAAUGUAACGUAUAUUGUGUCUUCGCCUAUGCUUAAGACAUUGGACUAGUUGAUUGGUCAAUUUAAUUUAUUAAAUGUUUUGAUUGGUGUAAUGAAUAUAAUAAGUCGUGCAUGCCGCAUGACUAGGCUUCCAGUCUUCCACUUACACCGGCUAAGCACUGUCUAUAUAUAUGUAGUCACUUUGGAUCAAUGAA